Messenger RNA from Perca fluviatilis (European perch), 789 nucleotides. RefSeq names its product urotensin 2 domain containing (gene uts2d). Gene Ontology annotation, cellular component: extracellular region. Gene Ontology annotation, biological process: regulation of blood pressure; blood vessel diameter maintenance. Bases 26 to 394 code for a protein of 122 amino acids. Gene Ontology annotation, molecular function: hormone activity. The record is from RefSeq and is a predicted model, not a curated record. The transcript has 5 exons. NCBI's taxonomy places the organism in Eukaryota, Metazoa, Chordata, Actinopteri, Perciformes, Percidae.
UGCAGCGAUAGUUUGGGACCUUACAAUGAGUACUAUGGAUAGGGUUACAGUUGUGAACUACUGCUUAGGACUGCUGGGUUUGUUACUACUGCAGGGAGUGCUAAAUGUGGAGGGACAGAGCAUAUUUAACCCCGGAAACAAUGUUUUUAAUCCAAAAGAAGACACAAAUCAUCAGAGCAAGAUUCUAGCACUGUUACUACACAAUAGCUUAGUUCCUGUUGAAAAGGAUGAUCCUCUAGGUCUGGAGCUGGCCAAUAAAUUAGCUCAAUUAGAGGAGCUGCAGGCGUUGAGGGAGGACCUGGAGCUGGAGAGGGAGAUCACAGCCAAUUUGGCAGAAGGCAAGUCCAUAACAAGGAAGCGGGGUGAACCUUGCUUCUGGAAGUACUGCGUCUGACAUGGAUGCAAGAGCAGGAGGACCACUAGCUGCAAAUCCCAAAUAGCCUUAAGACUCAAAACACCAGUAAUAUCACACUGUAUUUAUCCCAGCAAUAUAGAGUUGUACCAUAUUUAAAGUCAUCAAUAAACAUUUCCACCGCACUGAGGUGCUCUCAUGAGAGAUCUAAGGACUGCGGCUGUACAUCUUUAAUCUGUAAAUAAUCAGCUACUCCCUAGAAAUACUUGAGGGUCAGAUAUGACUAAAUGUACUUGACUGCAAAGAUAUAUUAUUUAUUUUCGCAGGGAUUUUAUUUGCCUACUGCUUGUGUUUAUGUCGCUCUCUUGUGGCAGUAUUGGGCAUAACCUUUUUUGUACCGCUGCCAACAAACAUCACAUCUGCCACUGCUUUUAGAA